AAAUGUGUCGACUGCUGGUCAUUGCAUACCGUUGAGAGAGUUUCACGCCGAAUGUAAUUCAAAUUGAAUACAAUUUGCGUUAGAUUGAAACUUAUAAUUGCCCGGCAAUGAUUUACUAUUCUCUUAUUUUUUUUUCCGUAAGGUAAAGUCGGUGAAGAACGAACCGCUCCAGAAAUUUUGAGGUUAUCAGAGACUAGCACGAUAACUGAACUACAGUCGGAGAAAAAACAAAAAUCAUAAACAAAAAUGAUUCUACUUAACAAGAUAAUUUGCAAUCGACACGUACUGAGAAAAUCCAACUAUCUGAACCUGAAUUUGUAUCGAAAAUGUUGCUUUCACAACCAUCUGCAAACAAAGCUAUUACAGAAGAAAAAAUGCAUUCUCACUAUAUUUAAACGAGAAACUGCAAAUACUCUUGGAACAGGUACUGUCAAAUCUCAGGCGAAGACAGUAACGAAGAAGAAUUUAAGAAAGUCUGAAUUGAAGCGACUCCUCAAUUUGGCAGAACCAGAGAAAUAUCGACUUUUGGGAGCAAUCGGUUUACUAAUUGUAUCAUCGACGGUAACGAUGGCUGUGCCGUUUUGCUUAGGAAAAAUAAUUGACUUGAUGUAUGCAGCAGACAAAGAGAAAAUGAAACAGAAUUUGAACAAACUCAGCUUGACAUUAUUGGGUGUAUUUCUAAUUGGAGGCAUUUGUAACUUUGGGAGAGUUUAUCUGAUGUCCACUACUGGGCACAGAAUAACCCAAUCUCUGAGGAAAAAGGUUUUCACAGCCAUAGUUAGUCAAGAAACAGCCAUGUUUGACAAACGAAGCACUGGCGAACUUGUUGGAAGAUUGAGCGGCGAUGCACAGCUCGUCAGCUCAGCUGUUACAACGAACAUCUCAGAUGGGCUUCGAUCGAGUAUAAUGAGCAUUGCUGGAAUAUCCAUGAUGGUCUACAUGUCUCCGGAAUUGGCGCUAGUUGGUUUAUCGACAGUUCCACCAGUCGUUGGUUUGGCUAUAAUGUAUGGCCGAUUUGUAAAGAAGAUAUCGAGACAGGUGCAAGACAGUCUGGCUGGUUUAAAUGUGAUCGCUGAAGAGAGAAUUAGUAACAUACGGACAGUGAAAGCGUUUGCUCAGGAGGUGAAUGAGAUUAAAAAAUACAGUUUCAAAUUGGACGAUCUGUUGAAGUUAUGCUACAGAGAAAGUUUUUAUAAGGGUGUAUUUUACGGAAUGACCGGCCUCUCUGGUAACGCCAUAAUACUUUCAGUCUUGUACUAUGGUGGAGGAAUGGUGUCCGAAUCAUCGUUAACCGUUGGCAAUCUGAGUGCAUUUUUGCUUUACGCAGCCUACAUUGGUCUCUCUUUGGGAGGUUUAUCCAACUUUUAUUCUGAGCUGAAUAAAGCCCUCGGAGCAAGCACCAGAUUGUUUGAAUUGAUUGAACGUGAGCCAAAAAUUGCAAUUCAAGGUGGAAGAGUAUUGCCUCAAAAACUGAGUGGCAAUGUUAUCUUUGACAACGUCACUUUUUCUUACCCUACACGAUUGGAAUCCAAAAUAUUGAGUGAUUUAACCCUGGAAGUAAAAAAAUGUUCCAUAACUGCUAUUGUUGGGCCGUCAGGUUCUGGAAAAUCAACAAUAGCUGCUUUACUACUGCGAUUGUAUGACCCAAAUGGGGGAAAGAUACUUUUGGAUGGAGAGGAUCUAAAAGAACUGGAUCCCACCUGGGUGAAAGCUCAGAUUGGAUUUGUAUCUCAAGAGCCAACGUUAUUCAGUUCCACUAUACGUGAAAAUAUUACAUACGGGGCUGCAAAUUCGACCGAAACCGAAAUUAUGGAUGCUGCAAGUCAGGCAAACAUACUGGAAUUUACACAAGGAAUGAAAGAUGGAUUAAAUACAAUUGUUGGUGAACGAGGAGUGACGUUGAGUGGCGGACAACGUCAAAGGAUUGCAAUUGCACGAGCGCUAAUCAAGAACCCAAAAAUUUUGAUCCUGGAUGAAGCCACGAGCGCAUUGGAUGCUCAAAAUGAACGUUUGGUUCAGGAAGCGAUAGAACGUGCUACACAGGGUCGAACAGUCUUGACAAUAGCUCACCGAUUAAGUACCAUAAAAAAUGCUGACAAAAUAGCAGUCCUUGAUCAUGGCCGAGUUGUCGAAAUGGGCAAUUAUGAUCACCUAAUGACUAUGGAGAAUGGAUUAUUCAGAAAUCUGGUGAAGCAUCAAACAUUCACUUGAGACAAUGAAAGAACAAAAUUUUCAUGUCGGUGAAUUUUAUGAAAUAUAACUGUAAAAUUCAAUCUGUAGGUAAUAUCUAUCUGUUGACAUGGCUUAAGAAAAAUUAAUGUAAUUAUAUUUAUAGAAAUUUGUUAAUUAGUCGGUGAUGUAAAUU
Molecule: messenger RNA, 2365 nt
Organism: Diprion similis
Lineage: Eukaryota; Metazoa; Arthropoda; Insecta; Hymenoptera; Diprionidae
Product: ATP-binding cassette sub-family B member 10, mitochondrial
Exons: 3
Coding region: 247-2211 (654 amino acids)
Biological process (GO): transmembrane transport
Cellular component (GO): membrane
Molecular function (GO): ATP hydrolysis activity; ABC-type oligopeptide transporter activity; ATP binding
Source: RefSeq, a predicted model, not a curated record